Messenger RNA from Protopolystoma xenopodis, 255 nucleotides. The record is from the annotation of a GenBank genome assembly. NCBI's taxonomy places the organism in Eukaryota, Metazoa, Platyhelminthes, Monogenea, Polystomatidea, Polystomatidae.
AUGGGUACCGAGUACACUGAUAUUUCCCACUUCGUGGUCUGGCGCCUAGAUACCAUAGUAGGUAUGCUCUACCACGGCAUGCCGAUGUCAAGCACUGACACUAAUAUCAUGGUGCACACAUGCGACCAAGAGCUCUGCGUUCGACCUCAACACAUACGCUUCCGGGCUAGCUCGGUUGCCCUAGUUGUGGUGCUAAAGGCUCUGGCUCAGGCUGGUUAUCGCCUCACACCUCCUGGCCCCUCCACUGGUCUUCUG